This is a messenger RNA of Exophiala spinifera, 846 nucleotides long. RefSeq lists its product as uncharacterized. Gene Ontology annotation, molecular function: oxidoreductase activity, acting on the CH-OH group of donors, NAD or NADP as acceptor. Gene Ontology annotation, cellular component: cytoplasm. The transcript has 4 exons. The record is from RefSeq and is a predicted model, not a curated record. Bases 1 to 846 code for a protein of 281 amino acids. Lineage: Eukaryota; Fungi; Ascomycota; Eurotiomycetes; Chaetothyriales; Herpotrichiellaceae.
AUGAGCGAAAUCAGUGUCAUUGUCACCGGUGGUGCAUCAGGCAUUGGCCUAGCCAACGUGCGAAAGCUAGCAGGAAAAUGGCUAGCAGUCAAGACACACAUCUCGAUCUUGGACAUCAAUACACAGCAAGGAGAGCAAAUUGUCAACAGCCUUAAGAAUGAAUUCUCCUCCAGUGGUCACACAACCUUUACCUUCCACAGGUGCGAUGUCGCAUCCUGGGAUAGUCUGGCUGAAGCUUUCACCGACAUCUUCACAGUCCAACGGCGUAUCGACAUUGUGUUUGCGAACGCUGGAGUCGCCGAGAAGGGAGCGUUCAUGGAACCCAGCAAUAAACCAACCAAGCCAAAUAUGCUGUGCUGCGAUAUCAACUUCUACGGCGUACUGAACACGGUCAAUUUGGCCAUCCACUAUAUGAACAAGAAUCAGAUCUCGACCCGCAAUGGACUCAGAGGUAGCAUUAUCUGUACAGCGUCCAAUAGUGGGCUGUACGCCUUUCCACUCGAGCCCAUGUACGCCGCCGCCAAGCACGGUGUAGUCGGCCUUGUGCGGUCCCUAGGGCCGCGUCUUGCGCAAGGGAAGAUUCAAAUCAACGGUCUUGCACCUUGUGUCGUGGAAACAAACAUUGCCCCUGGAGUGGGCCAGCUGGAUGGGAUCAUUCUAACGCCUCUCAGUACGGUUGUGAAAGCAGUUGAGAUGAUUCUUGACGACGCCUCGAUUUCGGGCCAAAUCGCUGAGAUAUCGGAAGAUAGGGUUACCUGGCCGAAACAACAAGACUACGUCGAUGAUAGCACGAGGAAGAACUAUGGCAUUUUAUGUACGUUGGUAGAAGGUGCAACUUCUGCGUAG